Messenger RNA from Lycium ferocissimum, 812 nucleotides. RefSeq names its product protein SENESCENCE-ASSOCIATED GENE 21, mitochondrial-like. Bases 154 to 453 code for a protein of 99 amino acids. Gene Ontology annotation, biological process: response to stress. The transcript has 2 exons. The record is from RefSeq and is a predicted model, not a curated record. Gene Ontology annotation, cellular component: mitochondrion. Lineage: Eukaryota; Viridiplantae; Streptophyta; Magnoliopsida; Solanales; Solanaceae.
AGAAAACAAAUAUAGUUUCAAUUUAGUUGCUGCGGGAAGUUAAUUACCUGAAAUUGCACCAUACAUAGCUUCCAUUGCAGCUUUAAUUUUAACAUCAUUUUUGAUCAUAUUAUAAAUUCUUUCGAUCGCUUUGACUCUUAGCAUUUAAUUAUAAUGGCUCGUUAUUUCUCCAACUCCAAGAUUGUUUCUGCUUUCAUUGUAGACUCUGUUUCUACAGCUAUUUCUAGGCGUGGAUAUGCAGCUGUAUCACAAGGUGCUGUUUUUGGUAGUGUAAGAGGUACUGGGGCUGUGAGAAGCAAUGUGAUGAUGAAGAAAAGUGUAGAGGAAUCAAACAAGACAACUUCAUGGGUACCAGACCCUGUUACUGGUUAUUACAGGCCAGAGAGCCAUGUCAAGGAAGUCGAUGCUGCUGAGCUUAGAAACAUGUUGUUGAAGCACAAGAGACAACACUGAGAAAAAACAUAGGAUCAAGAAUUGUGUCUUGACGAGCAAAGGCGAAUUCAGAAUUUGAAUGUUCAUCUUUCGCCGCUGAUCUCAUUGUACUUUUGGAAGUAUGAGUUCAGAAUAUUAGUGAAAAUUUUAGUAAUUUUUCACAUAUAUUUAUAUCUAUUAUCAGUGUAAAAGUAAAACUAGUUUGUUGAACCUUGUAUUGCUUCCACCUUUGUUGAUAGGCUGAGGUGGAUUCAGAAUUUUAAACGCUCAACUUUUAAAUGUUCCGUCUUUUGUGUUCUUGUUGUGAUUGAACUCCUUGUAAUUUUGGAAUUACGACUUCCGAACAUAAUGUUAGUGGAAAUAUAGUAAUUUCUCGAAUA